AUGUCUAAAAUUGAAUUUACAACACCAUUAAAUGAUACAAUUGAAGUUAAAUGGUCAGAUGGUAAUGUAUCAAAAUAUCAUAAUAUUUGGUUAAGAGAUAAUUGUCACUGUUCAAGUUGUUAUUAUUCAAUUACAAAACAAAGAUUAUUAAAUACGUCAAAGAUAAAUUUACAUAUAAAACCUAAAGAAAUCGAGAUACAAGAUGGUAGAUUAUAUGUAAUUUGGGACCAAGAUUCACAUGAAUCAAAUUAUGAUUUUGAUUGGCUCUUCAUCCAUUCUUAUAAUCCGAGAUUAAUUCCAAUUUCUUCAAAAUUAAAAGAUCCAAAACAAUUAUUAAAGAGAAAGUUAUGGCAAGUUAAAGAUAUAAAAGAUAACUUACCUCAAGUUGAAUUUGAGACUGUCAUGAGUGCUACUGAUGAUGAUGAAUCUGCAAUUUUAGAUUGGUCAUUGAAACUUCAUCAAUACGGUUUUUGUUUCAUUAAUAAUGUUCCUGUUACUCCAGAAGAUACAGAAAAAUUAUGUGAAAAGUUAAAUUAUAUUAGACCAACCCAUUAUGGUGGAUUUUGGGAUUUUACCUCUGAUUUAUCUAAAAAUGAUACUGCUUAUACUAAUUUUGAUAUAAGUUCUCAUACUGAUGGUACUUAUUGGUCUAAUUCACCAGGAUUACAAUUAUUUCAUUUAUUAUAUCAUGAUGGACAAGGUGGAACUACUUCAUUAAUUGAUGCUUUUAAAUGUGCUGAAAUAUUGAAACAGAAAUAUCGAGAAAGUUUUGAAAUAUUAUCAAAAAUACCUGUUCCUGCUCAUUCUGCUGGUGAACCUAAAGUAUGUAUACAACCAGAUGUCCCUCAACCAAUUUUCAAACAUGAUUUGAAUGGAGAUUUGAUUCAAGUUAGAUGGAAUCAAUCAGAUCGUUCGACAAUGGAUCACUGGGAAAAUGUAGAUGAUGUACCUAAAUUUUAUAAAGCUUUAAGGGACUGGUGUGAAAUUAUAACUAAUAAAGAUAAUGAAAUAUCCUAUCAAUUAAAACCUGCUCAAUGUUUAAUAUUUGAUAAUUGGAGAGUUUUCCAUCUGAGAUCCGAAUUUACAGGUAAAAGAAGAUUAUGUGGUGCUUAUUUAGAAAGGGAUGAUUUUAUACUGAGAACGAAAAUUAUGGCAUUAGGUAGACAACCUGUAUUAGAUAGUAUAUAA
Molecule: messenger RNA, 1188 nt
Organism: Insectozyma verbasci
Lineage: Eukaryota; Fungi; Ascomycota; Pichiomycetes; Serinales; Debaryomycetaceae
Source: the annotation of a GenBank genome assembly